Messenger RNA from Diospyros lotus (date-plum), 2021 nucleotides. RefSeq names its product 7-deoxyloganetin glucosyltransferase-like. Gene Ontology annotation, molecular function: UDP-glycosyltransferase activity. Lineage: Eukaryota; Viridiplantae; Streptophyta; Magnoliopsida; Ericales; Ebenaceae. The coding region runs from base 164 to 1627 and encodes 487 amino acids. The transcript is spliced from 5 exons. The record is from RefSeq and is a predicted model, not a curated record.
CUUCAUAAAUACAUCUCAAAGAGAGAGAGAGAGAGAUCUUCAUCUUCAUCUCCGUCUGCAUCUGCAUCUUCAUAAACAUCUCAGAGAGAGAGAGAGAGAGAGAUCUUCAUCUUCAUCUCCGUCUGCAUCUGCAUCUUCAUAAACAUCUCAGAGAGAGAGAGAGAUGGGUUCGUUAGAAAGAGGUAAAAUGAACGGACACGCAGUGUGUAUUCCGUUCCCGGCGCAAGGGCACAUCAACCCAAUGUUGAAGCUGGCCAAGCUUCUGCAUUCCAGAGGCUUCCACAUCACCUUCGUCAACACCCACUUCAACCGCCGCCGCCUCCUCCGCUCCCGCGGCCCCCGCUCCCUCGACGGCCUGCCGGACUUCCGCUUCGCAGCCAUCCCCGACGGCCUGCCCCUCUCCGACACCGACGCCACCCAGGACAUCUCCUCCCUCUGCGCCUCCACCCCCGUCCACAGCCUCCACCCUUUCCGCUGCUUGCUCUCCGACCUGGCCGCCUCCUCCGACGUCCCCCCCGUCUCCUGCAUCGUCUCGGACGGCGCCAUGAGCUUCACGCUCGAUGCCGCCAGAGAAUUCGGCAUCCCUGAAGUGCUCUUCUGGACCCCCAGCGCCUGCGGCUUCCUCGGUUAUACCCAGUACAAAGCCCUCCUCCAGAGAGCCCUCGUUCCUCUCAAAGAUUGGAGUUGCCUCACAAACGGGUAUUUGGAGACGAAAAUCGACUGGAUGCCGGGGAUGAUGAAGAACGCCUGCUUGAAGGACAUUCCGAGCUUCAUCAGAACCACAGAUCCAGACGACGUCAUGAUCAAAUUCCUCGUCACUGAAACGGAGCGAUCCUCCAAAGCCUCUGCCAUCAUCAUCAACACGUUCGAUUCUCUUGAAAGAGACGCCAUUGACGCUCUCUCCGCCAUGUUUCCAGCCCCUGUUUUCACCAUUGGCCCUCUCCACUUGAUGCUCAAUACCCACAUAAAAGACAACCACCAACUCAAAUCCAUCGGAUCAAAUCUAUGGAAAGAAGACAGGGGGUGCAUGGAGUGGCUGGAUUCGAAGGAGCCCAACUCGGUUGUGUACGUGAACUUCGGAAGCAUUGCCGUGAUGACGAGCCAACAACUUGUUGAGAUGGCGUGGGGGCUGGCCAACAGCAAAAAGGACUUCCUUUGGAUCAUCCGGCCGGAUCUUGUCACAGGAAACUCGGCCGUCCUGCCGCCGGAGUUCUUGGAGGAGACGAGAGGGAAGGGGAAGCUGGCAAGCUGGUGCCCGCAGGAGGAGGUGUUGAGCCACUGGGCCGUGGCCGGGUUCCUGACGCACAGCGGCUGGAACUCGACGCUGGAGAGCCUGGGCGCCGGCGUGCCGAUGAUCUGCUGGCCGUUCUUCGCCGAGCAGCCGACCAACUGCCGGUACAGCUGCGAGGAAUGGGGGGUGGGGAUGGAGAUAGCGAGCGACGUGAAUAGAGAGGAGGUGGAGAGGGUGGUGAGGGAGUUGAUGGACGGGGAGAAGGGAAAGGAGAUGAAGAGGAAGACCGCGGAGUGGAAGAAGAAGGCGGAGGCGGCCGUCGCGCCCGGCGGCUCAUCGGACGUCAACUUGGAGACGCUUUUCAGUAGAAUGCAAGAUUUGUCCUUUGAUCCCUAAACAGACAUGUCACUAUUUAUUCACCCCUUCUCUUUCUUCCAUUUUCCUCCGCCCGCCUCGCCUCACCUACAACCUCAUUGUCGUCUCUUGUCACUGCAACCUCACUGUCUCUCGUCACUUAGCCUCUGCGCCUUACUGCCUAACCUUCGCCAUCUCACCGCUGCAACCUCUAGCAAUCGGCGACCACCCAAAUCAACCAAGGUGCUGCAGGCGACAACGAUCGACAAGUGACGAGGGCAAGCGCGACGCGGAUGAUAGAGAGACAUAGGAGAGAGAGUAAGUGUGUGUGUGUUUUGGGUCAUAUCAAAUGAGUAAUUUUGUCAUUUUAUUUUUUUGUAAAGCUUUCUGUACAUCCCUUUCUGUAUAAAUAAUUUUAUCCAACAUUUAUUACCUA